CCCGUGGCAUUCCCUUGAAUUUCCUAUUGGCCUUCUAAAGUUAACAAGUUUUUGUUAUCUGCCCAAGAUGAUGGGUUAUGUGCAAAGUUGAAGUGCAAUCAGUUUUAAAGCACACUGGUCUUCCUCUGAUUGAAUCUGGCAAUGUGCAUAACAGGACGACAACCCCACAUAUAUGAACAGUUCUUGGCAGCAGCAAGUACAUGUAUCUAACCUUGGACAUCUAUACUCAUAUGAUGGCUCACAUUUACCAGAAAAGCAGUUCACCCUACUCUAAGGAGAUGAUUACAGCACCUUUUGCUGUUGGGAUAGAACAAGAAGUCCUAGAUGCUGAUAUCUUAUUGCCUUCCAUUCUACCAUUUAAGCAGCUACAGAUGUCAGAGAAGUAUCCAAAAGUGCAUUCAAGGGGAAGACAUUGGAAGCAUUUAAAGCAAAUUCUUCAGGCUGAAAACUAUCAUCUAUAUCCUGCAGAUGAGCCAAAUUAUUUAAAUGUUGAAUCUCCACCUUCCAUGUAUCCUGCAAAGAAGUACUGCGAUAUUUCAGGGUUUGUGGCACCAUAUACAGAUCCUAGAACCAAACUUCGAUAUGCCAAUAUUGAUGUUUUCAAGUCUGUAAGAUACCUUUCCAAUGAUCAUAUUCAAGGAUACUUGGGUCUUAGAAAUGCUGCUGUUGUACUAAAAUAAUUGUUAGUCUAUCUGUACAGUGUAAUGGUGAUUCUUCUCUCUUAAAGUUCUUAAUAGACGCCAUCUUACAAUAAAAUCUAAUAAAUAUUUGGUUAUGCAUUA
Molecule: messenger RNA, 782 nt
Organism: Cryptomeria japonica (Japanese cedar)
Lineage: Eukaryota; Viridiplantae; Streptophyta; Pinopsida; Cupressales; Cupressaceae
Product: protein EIN6 ENHANCER
Exons: 5
Coding region: 201-680 (159 amino acids)
Biological process (GO): chromatin remodeling
Cellular component (GO): Ino80 complex
Source: RefSeq, a predicted model, not a curated record